AUGUCCAAGGCAAAGCGGACAACUGUGCAGGACACUGAGGAGGAGGAUUUCGACGAGUUCGACGGAUCUGAAGAUGUACUAUCCCAAUUCAACAUACCGAGAACAUCCCCGCCGUCCAUCUCACCUCCCCCACCUCCACCGCCUACAGCAACGACAACGUUCUCCGAACGGCCACAUACGAACACGCUUGUAGACCUUCCACCAAAGUCCAUUCUGGGGUCAGCAAAGACGGAGCUCGGCUCGAUGGCAGAAGACCUCGACGAGGACGAGCUCACAACAGAGUUUACUCGUGAACUUGUCAAGGGGAUGGAGGACCUGAUGAGGGAGCUUCAAGUGGAAGCAGGCCAUUCCGACUCUCAGGGCGACACCGAAGAAGACCGGAUUGGACUGUUGAAGGCUGCAUGGGAGGCUAUGUUGGUCGAAGGCAUGAAUGGCGAGGGAGGCGAGGACGUCCAACAGAUGAUGGGCCCGGACUAUAAACCCAAAGACGCAGGCCGUAGUGGUGGUGACUUUCAGUCCAAGGUCAAGCAGACGAUGGACAAGCUGAAGCAGAGCGAGUCGGAUUUGAAGGCUGAGGACUCCACAUCGACUUCAGAUCUGGACCUAGCUAGCAUAGAGGCUAUGUUGAAGGAUCUGGGAAUGGAAGAGAAUGGCGGGCUCGAUGCGAGCGAGGAGUCUAUCGAUGGGUUCUUUGAGAAGAUGAUGGGCCAGCUGAUGAGCAAGGAAGUGCUCUACGAGCCCUUAAAAGAACUAAGCGACAAAUUCCCUGGCUUCCUUUCAAACCCCCCUGCAGAUCUAACAUCCGAAGACAAGCAACGAUACCAGACCCAGAUGGGUUACGUGCAGAAAAUCGUAGCCCUGUUCGAAGCUCCUGGGUAUGACGAUAAGAACGCAGCUGAUAUGAAGAAGGUUGUGGAUCUCAUGAGCGAGAUACAAUCGUAUGGCGCUCCGCCGACGAGCAUCAUGGGCCCUCUUCCUCCAGGGCUUGGAUUCGGCCCUGAUGGUUUGCCGCAGAUGGGAGAAGGGUGUGUGGUAAUGUAA
Molecule: messenger RNA, 1041 nt
Organism: Guyanagaster necrorhizus
Lineage: Eukaryota; Fungi; Basidiomycota; Agaricomycetes; Agaricales; Physalacriaceae
Product: Pex19-domain-containing protein
Exons: 5
Coding region: 1-1041 (346 amino acids)
Biological process (GO): protein import into peroxisome membrane
Cellular component (GO): peroxisome; peroxisomal membrane
Source: RefSeq, a predicted model, not a curated record